Messenger RNA from Acytostelium subglobosum LB1, 1641 nucleotides. RefSeq lists its product as hypothetical. The record is from RefSeq and is a predicted model, not a curated record. The transcript has 3 exons. The coding region runs from base 1 to 1641 and encodes 546 amino acids. NCBI's taxonomy places the organism in Eukaryota, Evosea, Eumycetozoa, Acytosteliales, Acytosteliaceae.
AUGAAUCCACCUUCUCAGACUCAAGUACAGGUGUUGCAACAGCCACCGAUGCCAAUGGCUCCAUCGCCUUCAAUGACAUCAAUGGCCACCACUCCCUCUACAUCAUCACAGGGCGCAGUGCCAAUCAAUCAACAAAAGACUCUUGAGUUGACUCAAGACUCUGUAAAGAAGUUACUUGAUGAGAAUACCUUAAUUAUAUUCACGGUAUUGGAGAAUCAGAACUCAAUUAGAAUGGAAGAUUGCGUCAAGUAUCAACAUAAGUUGCAUUAUAACCUGUUUAAUCUUGCAAAAGUAGCUGAUCAACAACAGCAACAAGCUAAAGCACAGGCCCUGGCGCAACAACAACAAAAGGCACUUCAACAACAAGGAGCUUCAGGACAAACUGGUUCGGUGCCAACUCAGGGAGGAGGUCAAACUACACCUGGUGCACCUUCUGGCUCAUCAGAGUCUGGCUCACAUCAGCCGCAACAGCAACAACUUCCAACAGCAAUGCCCACAACACCACCACAGAAUGGUACGCCAACGAAUGGUGUCCAAGUCCAAAUGAUGCCACAACAGGUCCAGUCACCAUUGAUGCAACAGCAACAGACUGGUGUAUCGCCCGGUCAACAACCGCAGGUUGGUCAUCAACAACCCCAACCCUCACCUCCCAUGACACAGACUCAGCAGCAGCAGCAGCAGCCUCAGACAUCACAUGGACAACAGAUGGUUGGAGGUGGCUAUGGACAAAACCAGGCUCAACUCUCGCCUCAAAUACCAAAGCAACAGCAGCAACCACAGCAGCCAACGACUGGGCCACAACAGCAUUCGGUCGUGUCACCCGUGCAGGCUCAGCAGCAGUCUUACAACUCACCAAUCCCCGUUCACAUGAAAUCACCAAUGGUUUCACAGCAGCAGUCGUCAGUCGGCGCCGAUGUCAUGACGUCUCCGACCAACUCCAAUGUUCAUAUCUCUCCAAACAUCAAUCAGCAACAGCAACAGCAGCCCCAGCAACAACAACAGAACACGCCAACAUAUUAUACACCACCUCAGUCACAACAACAACAACAACAACCAACUACUCCACAACAACAACAACAACAGGCGCAACAGAAGCAACAACAGCAACAACAACAACAAUACAGUUAUAAUACACCUCCUCAACCUCAACAACAAACAUCUGCCCAGCUACUAUCACCUCAAGCAACACAAGCAUCUUCAUCGCCCCAAAACCAACAGAUCACAUCUCCACAGCCUCAACAACAUGUCCAGACACAGCAACAAGGUUCACCAUUGGCGGGCCAGACUAUGAUGCAGCCACCACAACAACAGCAGAACACGUCCAUCCAUUCACCACUGGCACAGACUACGAUGCAGCCUCAACAACAACAACAAUAUCAACAACAGCCGCAACAACAAUAUCAACCACAAGUGCAGCCAGGUUCAAAUUGGUGGUCGCAGCCCUCAACAACCCUCAGCAGCCAACAACCUCCAACAACAACCAACAUCCACAACAGCAGCAUCAGAUGCAGCAGCAGCAGCCACAACAACAACAGCCACAACAAAUGCAACCUCCACAACAACAACAGACCAUUCAUCAACAACAACAGCAGCAGCCACAACAACAACAGCAAGUUCCAAUGCAACAGCCACAACAGAUGA